This is a messenger RNA of Lates calcarifer (barramundi perch), 1778 nucleotides long. Its product is annotated as histone deacetylase 11. The transcript is spliced from 3 exons. Bases 312 to 812 code for a protein of 166 amino acids. The record is from RefSeq and is a predicted model, not a curated record. Lineage: Eukaryota; Metazoa; Chordata; Actinopteri; Centropomidae.
CAACAGGACCAGGACAUACAUUUAGACAUUGUCAAGAUGACCUGCUGAAGUUCUAAGCGAGCACCAGAAUAUGGAAGAAAAGUGAAGUGACUUUGAAAGGUGACUUAAGUGCAAGGUGAUUUAAGUGACAUGGUUGUGGGUGCCAGAUGGCCAGGUCUGAGUAUUUCAGAAACUGCUGAAGUACUGAACCAAUACUUGAUUCAGUUUGAUAGUGUUGAUGUGUUGAUGAUGUGUAAGGAUGCAGAAACAGCAUCCAAGUGCUGAAUUGUGGUUCCACUCUAUUGUAGGGAAAUGGACAUGAACGUGACUUCAUGGAUGACAGGCGAGUGUUCAUCGUGGAUAUGUAUAAUCGCUACAUAUAUCCUGGGGAUGGAUAUGCCAAAAGAGCCAUAAAAAGGAAGGUGGAGCUGGACUGGGGCACUGAAGACUCAGAGUACCUUCAGAAAGUAGAGCUCCACUCUGAGGGGGCUCUGAAUGAGGUCCGACCUGACAUUAUUGUCUAUAAUGCAGGGACAGACAUUUUGGAUGGGGACCCCCUUGGAGGACUCUCUAUAUCACCACAGGGCAUUGUAAAGAGAGAUGAGAUUGUGUUCAGGGCUGCUAGACGACGGGGCAUCCCUAUACUCAUGGUCACAUCUGGGGGUUAUCAGAAAAAAACAGCCCGCAUCAUUGCCGACUCCAUUCUCAACUUAAAUCAACAAGGCUUGAUUGGAGAAGAGGCUCUGGAGGAGGAGGAGGAGGGGUCAUCAUCAUUAGUAACCAGUGUGAUGUGCAGCUCUGGACCUGCAGGAUCAACGUUCACUACUGUCUGAGGGGCAUGAAUCCUGGGGUUAACACUUGCAGGUGUAACCCAUGCAACUGUGAUAUUUGAAGGCACUUAAGUAACUUUAUAGUGUCCAGUUAUUGUAUGACAGCAGCAAUGCUAUUGUGAGGAGUUUUAGUUUUUUUAUUUACUUUAGGUUGUAAGUACUGAAACAAUUGCACUCUCUUGACUAAGCUCUCACAUGUGACAAAAAGCAAAAUUUUAUGGGUUUAUGUUUAGUGUAUGUAUGGGCAGCAUUUUAGACAGGUAUUCUUUCACCUCUGGAAAUGUAGUAAUGUCAUUUGUGAAGGAUAUGAUAUAUUAAUUGUCCAUGAAAUAGCACAGAGGUUUGAUGUUCUUACAGGCACAUGCAAAGUAUAUUAAUUACCUUCCAUCUCAGUUCAUGGUAAUGAAGGUGGAGAAUAAAGAUAAAUGCUUAUAAAAAAUAUAACUAUCAAACAUAAUCUAAUGCUGAUGUCUUCUCAAGUCCUCAUCAACAUUUUGUUUUAUCACUUCUAGAAUCAAUUGGUGUUUUCCUCUAGACAAUAUUGUUAUCAUUAUUUAGUUUAUGGUGUUUGAUUAAUCAAGUUCAACCACUGAUGAGUUUUGUACUUUAUUUUUCUUUCGGUGCUUUAAAACCAUUCUGAUAUCUAUAGUUAGUGUUUACAGGGACUAAAGUGUUUUGUAUUUAAAUUUGAAACACAAUAACGUGACUCUGAGCACUUUAAUUGGUGUGUGGUGAAAGAAAGUUCACUAACAUUGCUUCAGCUCUUGUAAAUCAGUGCUGUUUUUUUCAGUGUGUCCAAAAACUGAAAAGUGUUCAGUGAUUAAAGAGCAGGCUUGUCCAGUGGAACUUUUCAUGGGUUUUAACUCCUGAUCUGUUUGCCGCAGUGAUUCAGAACUCACCUAAUGAUGUUUACACAUAUGGCUAUUAAAAAUGAGACUGAUGCUGUAAUACAAUUUUAUUGAACAUAAA